AUGAACUCAAGGAAUAUAAUUGAAAGGAUUGGCACGUGUGCCGAACAAAUGAAAAUCAAACGAUCUGAUUUACUACGAAACAAAAUGAUUUGCAUAAAGUUGGACAUUGCUUCACGAAUGGAAAAAAGUAUAUUGGGAAUUAACGUUCAAGUUAUUGAUAAUUUUCAAAUAAAAAUUGUUACUAUUGGGAUGGUGGAAUUGAAAAAAAGACACACUGCACUGUUUCUAAAGGAAGAAAUCUUAAAAAGUUUCCAUAACUUUGGUAUAAACGCGUCACAUAUAAUUCCUACAAGCACAAUGUUAAGUUCUUUGGAGGGAAAUCCAAUAUGCAAUGAUGCAGAUCCAGUGGCCAGCCAAGUUGAAUUCGAACCUUCUCUGUCUUCAAAUGAUACUUUUCACUUACUUGAACAAAAAGUUACUUCUUGGACACAGCAAUCUCCUCAGUCAACAAGCAAUGUUCAAACAAUUCGUCAAAAACUUGAAGGACUAGCACACGAAACUCGGAUGCCUUUCCAAACAGACAUACUGGAUUACUGGAAAGGUUUGCGAAGCCAUGAGCCAGCUUUAGCAAAAUUAGCCGAAGUAGUUCUAUCUGUUCCAUGUAGUCAGACUUCAGUGGAACGUGCCUUUAGUGCUCUUUCGUUAAUUUUAACUAAGCAUCGUUCCAGGCUCAACGCACCAAAUAUCAAUAAUUUGCUUUUGAUAAGGUUAAAUGAAGAAUUAAUAAUAUGA
This is a messenger RNA of Bactrocera dorsalis (oriental fruit fly), 732 nucleotides long. RefSeq lists its product as uncharacterized. NCBI's taxonomy places the organism in Eukaryota, Metazoa, Arthropoda, Insecta, Diptera, Tephritidae. Bases 1 to 732 code for a protein of 243 amino acids. The record is from RefSeq and is a predicted model, not a curated record. Gene Ontology annotation, molecular function: protein dimerization activity. The transcript has 2 exons.